Molecule: messenger RNA, 1349 nt
Organism: Polychytrium aggregatum
Lineage: Eukaryota; Fungi; Chytridiomycota; Chytridiomycetes; Polychytriales
Product: HIT-like domain-containing protein
Exons: 5
Coding region: 30-986 (318 amino acids)
Biological process (GO): nucleotide metabolic process
Molecular function (GO): ATP:ADP adenylyltransferase activity; ATP binding
Source: RefSeq, a predicted model, not a curated record
CCCCUGCAGCCGAUCUCGACCCAGCCCAGAUGAGCACCCCGUCCCUCUUCAGCCGCAUACUAUCUUGCUUCGAGCGGGCAGUUGCGGCUGGCCACGUCAUCUUUACCGACUCGACGUGUGCCGUUGUCGAGAACGCCGGCGUUAAUUUCCAGGUGCGUCUUGCCCCCAGUCUCGCCAAGAAGCCAACCGGCGGCUUGACAAGAAAGCUAGCCCAGAGCAAGCCUUUCGAUCCGUUCCUGCCGUACGAUCCGAAUCUCUAUGUGGAUCAGUACGAGGACCAUAAUUUGCUGCUCAACAAAUUCAGCAUAGUUCGCGGACACGUCCUCUUGACAACCAAAGGGUUCGCAAGCCAGUAUGAUCCCAUAUCCGAGUCUGACUUCAAGGCUGCGCUUGAGUUUCUGCGUGAUCCGUCGCUGCCCAGGUUUCUGGGCUUCUACAACUGCGGGUCAAAGUCUGGAGCCAGUGUCCCACACAAGCAUCUUCAGUUUCUGCCAAUCGAAUCCGACCUCCCCAUCGAAGCGCUGGUUCUCCGGGACGCUACGCAAGCACCUGAAGAUAUCUACGUUUCGGAUGCUAUUCCGUUCGCUCACGCGAUUGCUCGCUUGGGUGUCGAGACGACCGCACACGACAUGUGGACCCGCUAUGUCGCUGUUGUCAGGCGAGCUUUCUUGUCUGCGGGUCUCGAUCCGACCGAAGUCCUCACCCCGGGAGUAGUGCCCUCGGGUCAGAUAGUGGAAGGACAGAUCGAACCCAUCAGCUACAACCUUCUCUUCACACGCGAAUGGAUCUUGGCGGUUCCGCGCUCGCAGGACAACUACGAGCCUGGUGAUGGCGCAGUCGAAAACCAAGUCAAGAUCAACGUUAAUUCGGUGGGAUUCGCGGGUAUGAUGCUGGCAAAGUCUCAGUCCGAGCUGGAGACUAUCGUACAAACAGGGCCGAUCAACAUUCUUGAGGGCGUGACCUAUCCCAAAGCACUCGCUGCCUAGCGCAUGCAAGGCACCCAGCCCAAGCACUAGCCUGGUCAUGUUGGUGCCAAUGGAAACGUAUAUGCGGCGACCCAACGCCCGGAGUAGGUGUGAUUCAUCUCAAUAUAACGGGCCAAACGAGUCAAUCGUCCGUCCGUCCGUGUGCUCCGGGCCUUGGGCGUCUUUGGCAAUGAAUGGGCAUGCAUUCGGGAUCCGGAGAAAGCUACUAUCUGGGUGCCACGUUUCGUUCUGCGAAUGUUAGGAACAGGACACCUGAAAUGACCCUUGAGGUCUUGGGAGAUCUCGCCGUUCCCAAAGGAAUCGCAAUAGCACAGCCCAAUGAACGGCCCAUAUGGAACUUUAUUGAUACAGGCUACUAGCGGU